Aureobasidium namibiae CBS 147.97 is the source of this 4551-nucleotide messenger RNA. RefSeq lists its product as uncharacterized. Gene Ontology annotation, biological process: regulation of cell shape. The transcript has 4 exons. NCBI's taxonomy places the organism in Eukaryota, Fungi, Ascomycota, Dothideomycetes, Dothideales, Saccotheciaceae. Bases 1 to 4551 code for a protein of 1516 amino acids. The record is from RefSeq and is a predicted model, not a curated record. Gene Ontology annotation, molecular function: protein binding.
AUGUCGUUUCUGUUCAAGUCGUCCAAGAAGCAGCAGGGCUCUGCUCUGCCUGCUGCGACGCGCAACAUCAAGUCCUCGGAUGGCCCUGGUUCUCCGUCCAACAUUGCCUCAGCCCUUGGUCAUGCUCGAGACGGCUCUGCUGGGAGUCCACGAGAGAAGUCUCAGCAAACCCCUACACCCGGCACCAGCGUCAACUCGCUCAAUUCCCUCGGAGAAAAGCUGCAAGAUAGCCCACAAUGGUCGUCCGACAAGCCCUCGAACACUCCCAGCCCGGAGCAAAAGGCUCUGCGCGAACGCGCUGACAGCGACUUGCAGCACUCACGUAUGCGACCUCACCAAGAUUCCUCGCCGUAUCCCUGGUCUCAGCGACACUUGAACUUUACCGUCCCCACGAACCACCCGUUCCCUCGUUACGGCGCCGCUGCCAACUCGCUCUCCUCCAAAGAUGGCUCCAUCUACAUCAUGGGUGGUCUGAUACACGGUUCCACCGUCAAGGGUGAUCUUUGGAUGAUUGAAUCCGCCCCCAACAACCUCAGCUGCUAUCCUGUAGCGACCACCUCUGAGGGCCCUGGUCCCAGAGUCGGCCAUGCUGCUUUGCUUGUUGGAAACGCUUUCAUUGUCUUUGGAGGAGACACAAAAACAGACGAGACCGACAUGCUCGAUGAUACGCUUUACUUGCUGAACACCUCCACUAAGCAAUGGUCAAGAGCUGCUCCGGCAGGCCCCCGUCCUCCGGGUCGUUAUGGCCACUCGCUGAACAUCAUUGGCUCCAAGAUCUACAUUUUCGGUGGCCAGGUCGAGGGCUUCUUCUUUAACGAUCUAGUCACGUUUGACCUCAAUGCGCUGCAGCAGGCCAGCAACCGGUGGGAGACGUUGAUCCAGAAUACCAUUGACGGAGGCCCGCCACACGGACAGAUUCCUCCAGCACGAACGAACCACACUGUCGUAACGUGGAACGAGAAGCUGUAUCUCUUUGGCGGCACAGACGGCGUCACUUGGUUCAGCGACGUCUGGGCGUACGACCCACGAACCAAUUCCUGGUCGCAGCUCGAAUGCAUUGGCUACAUUCCGGUGGCGCGUGAGGGACAUGCAGCUGCAUUAGUCGGCGAUGUCAUGUAUGUGUUUGGAGGCCGCACUGAAGAGGGCAAUGAUCUCGGCGAUCUGGCUGCUUUCCGCAUCACAACUCGGCGAUGGUACACUUUCCAGAACAUGGGCCCUUCACCGUCACCUCGCUCCGGACACAGCAUGACCGCGUUUGGCAAACACAUUGUUGUUACUGGUGGUGAGCCAAGCUCAGCCCCUCGCGAUGCUGCCGAACUAAGUCUUGCGUAUUACUUGGAUACCAGUAAGAUAAGGUACCCCAACGACUCUCAAUCACAGAUGCCAGCCGAUCAGCGAAUCCAGGGUCAUAGACGUCCAAGCGGCGACAGGAGCGGCAUUCCACAGAGUCGUGCUUCCCCUCGAGAUCAAGCAGACUUUGAUGGCCCUCGACGUCCUGGUAGAGAUAGUUCUAUACCAAUCAAUCGCGCUCCCGAGCCUAUGGCUGUGGGCUCUAGGUUGCCUCGCGCUGCUGGGCCACCGGCACCUGGCCCAGCACCUCAGCAACAACAACAAAACAAGCCCACAACACCACCGAGUCGCCAACCAACCAGACCAGAACGCGCGUUGAGUCCAGUUCAAGCCGGCCCAUCGCCCACUGUUGCCACUCGCAUGGCUCCUGGACCCUUCCACAAUGACUCCUUUGGUGCGAGAACAAUGUCGCCAACAACCGCUACUCCUACAAUGGCUGGCCCAAGCGCAAACAUUGACCCAACCAGCCUAGAUGACGACCAAGACAGAACACCGCAGACGUACAAACCAACCCACCAACCCAUUUCUUCGAUCGAACGGGUCGAUAGAGGAACUCCAGUCGACAUCCCCCGCCAUCCCGCCCAAAGAGAGAUGAUCACCAAUGAUGCUCGUCACGAUGCACAAAGAGAAGAUGUCUCAAGCAACGGCGCACUGGACAAGGCAAUUGCAUCCAAUGACGGCACCAGCAGUCUGUCCAAAGAACUGGAGACAGAGAAGACUAAAAAUGCCUGGUUCGCGUCGGAGCUUACACUAGCACGCAGAGCAGGUUACUCACGGAGCACUACAAACACUCCAGCCUUCGAUGAACGCCCUACUGAUGCGUUCGGCGACGACGAUAGGCCGCUUGUAGAAGCUUUGCUCCGUAUGCGCGCAGAGCUGGCCAAGGUGCAAGGCUCUAUUGACAGCCAAGCUGAAGCCGCGGCCGCUCGUAUCGCUGAGAUAGAAAAGCAGAGAGACACGGCCAUCAGCGAAGCGGUCUUCGCCAAAGCAAAGCUUGCAGGUCAAGGAGGCGCUUCACCCCUCCCGGACUCUAGCCGACAUGGUACUCCCGACACAGAUCGCGUCGGUGAUAUGAACAGGCGGCUUGCAUCCUCACUCGCAGCUCAAACCGAGUUGUCCCGUAAAAUCGACAGCUUGAUUCAUGAGAAGGAAGCUGAGAAGCAGGCCCGACUUUUGGCAGAAGAAACUGCGGAAGCCGCUCAGCAGCGCGUCACCGAGCUCAACACCGACAGACAGCGCAUCGCCGCAGAGAUCGAGUCACUGCGCGACGAACUACACGAGGCUCAGAAGACUUCCAGAGAAGCUUCUGCCAACCAUGCCGAUGCACUCACCUCCCACAAACUUCUCGCCGUUGACAAGACCGAGCUCAACACCAAACUGGAGAAUGCUCUCGCAGAGGCAGCGCAACACGGAGCAAUUCUUGGAUCCCUACGUGAAGCACUGGCAGCGUCGACUGACAAAUCCAAUCUCCUCGAGGAACGCCUCGAAGAGGAGAAGAGAGAACGCAAUGAGCUUGAGCAGCAAGUUUCGCAACUCCGAACACAACACGAAGAGCGUGCCACGGAGCUCGAAAGUACCAGCCGGCGCCUCAGAGAUGCAGAAGGUCUUGCAGAGAAACAUGCAGCUGAGGCACGUACUCAUCGUCAAGCUGUUCUUGAUGGCCUCGGCAAAAUCUCCAGUCGCGGCACCGAUACACGCAACGGCGACGACGAGCGAGUUUCUAUCCUUCAGGGACAGGUUGAGACGGCCAACGCUAUGGCCAGGCAAAACCAGGCUGCGGCAGAUCUUGCUUCAGAGAAGUUGCGACGUGCUGAGGAGCGUAUUGCUGGACUGGAGUCUUAUCAAGAGCAGGCCUCUCGUGAAGGAUUGACGAUUCGCAAGCAACUUCAAGCAGCACUCAAAGAGGCUAGAACCGUUUCAGAAGAAAGAGCCGACUUGCAGCAGCAAUUACAGAGCCAACAGCUGGAAACAAAUGCCAUUGCUGUGCAACACGGCGCGCUCAAGGACAUCCUGUCUGAGCGUGGUGUCAACCCUGUCGAUGUCCGCAAAUCUCGAGGCUUUGACUCGCCUUCGUCGCAGAUCAGAUUUGGCACCCCUGAUAUUCAGCGUGUCAAGGAACUGGAGCAGCAGUUGGAAGCCAACCUCAGGGCGCACGAAGAGACGAAGACUAGCCUCGAAGAGAUGCAGGAUCGUGAGGGUCUUACCAGGAAGGAGUACGAGGAGAAACUUGCGACAUUGCAUAACGACCAUCAGGCUGCUGUGAAGUACCUUCGUGGCACUGAGAAGAUGCUCAGUAAGAUGAAGCAGGAACUGCAACGCGUGAAGAACCAAGCCGCCGACUAUGCCAAGGAACUGGACACAAUGCGUACAAAAGAGAAUGACACUCGUAGUCUGGACCACGAGAUCAAUGUCAACCAUGGCGACGAGAGAGAUGACCUUCGCAAGGAUCUUGAAAAGGUGAAGACGGACCUCGAGGCUCAAAUCUCAACUCUGCAUCGUCAGCUGGGCGAUAGAGAAGCCGAUAUCAAUACUCUGCGCAACUCUCAUCAGAACACGCAAUCGAGUUUCGCCGCGCUCCAGUCGACACACGAGACCUCACGAGCGGAUCUUGAGCGCCUACAAAGGGAGAAUGCGCAUCUGGAGGAGCGCGCUCGAGAUGCCGAGAACAAGGUGCAGCUUCUGCUUGAUCAGGUCGAGUCAUCUGUGGACAAUUACCGCCGUCAAUCCUCGAUGCCAAACGGUGCUGCAAACGGAUUUGGACAUCAUAGAGCAUUAAGCAACGUGAGCGCCAGCACUGCCAAUUUCAUACCUGCACACUCUAGAGGCCAUUCCCGAGGAGAAUCAUUGGGAGGAGACAGCAUCUACUCGCAGAGUGUUGCAGCUUCAGAGACCGGUGACGUCGAAGUCCCAGACGGACGUGAUAGCCUCGCACUCGACAAUCUGGCCACGGAGCUCGACGCUCUGCGUACGCAGUGGGAGACGACCAACAAGUCGUAUCGUAUCAGCGACCUCGAGUUCGAAAAGACACCGACGAGCGGGACCGCGCCGGCAGAGUUUGGACUGGACAACUGGAGACGUGGAUUGGAAGUUGGUGAUGAUGAUGAUGACGACGAGCGACCGAGCACCUCGAGUUCAGCUGCUCAGCCCGUGACUUCCUCUUCGAAGGCAGCCGCGCACCCACCAGUCAAGGAACGGGCAUGA